AUGGCGCCGCAGCAGCUGACUGCCUCAUGCUGAGGCCUUGUGACGUCACAACCUCUGACCUCUGCUCGUCUCUCCUCAGAUUCAGUGACGGAGAAAUGUCCGAUCUACAAAAUCAUGAGAUCAGCGCCAUGCUCAGAGUCUCUCGUCUGCCGCUGGUUCGCUCGGCGCUGCAGUCGGUGACUUCAGUGUACUCGGAGGUUAUAGGUCGUUAUCCUCUGCUGGGGCUGAUGGGAGGAGUGGCCGAGGUCGGAGUUCGCAGCGUCUCCCUCGUGGCCAUGAAGCAAGCCACACCCAUCCUGCAGAGCCUAGAGCCACAGAUUGAAGUAGCCAACAAUUUCGCUCAGUUCGGUCUCGACCGUCUGGAAAAGAACUUCCCGAUUCUGAAUCAGUCGACAGACGAGGUUGUGGGUCACCUCAAGGACGCCCUCUUCCUGACCCUGGACGACGUGCAGCUGUGGGUGGUGGACGGUUUGGAUGGCGCUCUUGAUCAGCUGGAACGUCUGGCCGACGCGGCUCGGGUUGCGGUGCGGCAGUUGCAGGACUCUCAGGUGGGUCGAGCGGCCACGUCAGGACUGGACGACGUGCUGAGUCGUCUGGAGGAUGCCACCGCCUACUACCUGCCCCUCCCACCCACGCUGCGUCGGGAGUGGGAGAUGCGGGUGCAGGAGUAUGAGGACGAGGACGAGGAUGACGAGCCCAGUCUGUGGACGAGGGUUCGGAGUCUCCUGCUCAGCCUCAGUCUGCAAUUCUACCACCGAAUGAUGAAGGUCAGGGAGCAGCUGCUGACAGCCGCCAGGACGCUGGGAGACUCCGCUGAGAAGGUGGGUCUGAGCCGCGUCCUGGAGUUGGUCGGUGAGCUGCUGCAUCACCUGCAGAACCUCCUAGUGGCGCUGGUGUACCGAGCAGAGCAUCUCAGAGAGCUGACCAUGAACGAGAUCAAAAGUCAGGCAGCCAUGUUGGUGGAGCUGAGUCCAGUGCGUCAGGUCCGAGAGCUGCCGCUGCAGAUCCAGCAGCUGCUCAGAGACCUGCAGGAACUGUCCAAGCUCCUCCUGCAGCUGGUGAUCAACGCCACGCCGCUCUACAACAUGCUGCAGCAGCCGACAGAUCAGGAAGUCGAGGACUUUCUCAACCAGGAGGACUUUUCCUUUGACAGCUCGUCUCGUCGCAGCUCAGCUAACAGCCUCUUCCUGAAGGCGAUGGACGGCCGUCCUCGUCGCCGCCAGAGUCUCUACUCCCGCGCCAGAGGCUCCGGGGGCCCCCAGAGCCCCGACCCUCCUAACGGUCGGCGCUCCAGCCUAAAAGAUCCUGCGGCCCUGGAGAUGGAAGACCCAUACGUCCCUUCCGACGGCAGCGUCGGCCGCCGGCCAUCGGUCACCGAGCUGCUCCUCACGCCGCUCAAACAGUUUGUCUCUCAGAGCCAGAAGGCCUUCGAGUACCUGAGUCCCAACUCCCCCAACGACACCGCCAUAGCAACAGCCAACUGAGGUGUGACCCCGCCCUCCCCCACCAGCUGUCACUGCUGCCAACCCAUGACCAAUCACAGCCUCCCGUCCCCGAUGAUCAGAGCUUCCUCCCCGAGCUGGUGCUGGUUUGUGCGUUCACGUUCUCCGACAGAGCUAUUGGCAAAUUAGUUUAAAUCGCUCAAAAAGAAAAGAAAAAAAACAGUGAGUCUCUGAGUGAAAUUAGUCCAAAAAAUGAAUUCACACUUUUGGUUUCUGCUUCGUAUUUAUUUGAUUUGACCUCACCUCUUUAAAUGAGUGAUUACAUGAUGACCUUCAUUUUAAAACAUGCGACCAAAUUGACCUGAGACGGAUCUCCGUGCGACAGUAGAUGACUCCGACUUUUCUGACACGUCCAGAAGAAGUUUUGGGUUUUUCCAGAACGUUCAGCCACAGCUUGGAUUAAGUCCCAAGACAUGUGACUAAAAGUUCUUCAAACUGAAUAAAUCAGUUUUCUGAGAUGUUUUGUCCUUUAAGUCAUUGGCUCAGUUUCCACUGAUGAUCUCAUCGUCGUUGUUGUUUCAAGUGUCGUAGUUUUGAUUGAACCUGGAUUCCUGAAGUAAAAAAUUUUAAUCUGUGACAUCAUCAGUGGAGAGUUGUGAUGACUGUGCGAACGUUUCUUUUCAUUAUAUUAUAAUACAGUGGAAACUGCUCAUAGUGAUCACGUUUGUGCCAGGCCAAAGUCAUCAUUAUAGGCGGUUGAUUACUAUAAAUUAAUUGCAUGAUAGUCCCAGAACUGGAGGGUUAGGUAACAUUGCGCACUUGCGAUGCGCACACACACACACUCUCUCCCAGACACACAAUGACACACACGUGAUCAGACACGUGUGUAAAGGGUAAAAACACCAGAAUCAGUAAACGUAGUGAAUAUAAGUAGAGGAGAUGGUUCAGUGAUGAAUGAUAGACACAGAGGAGCAGUAAAUUACCUAAAAAAUAUUUUACGUCCAAACAUGAAAAGACCUAAAGUGAUCCCCGUAAACAGAUUAUUUAAACAGCAUUUGUAUAGGAACGAUUCUGACCGAAGCUUUUUGAUCCAUAUAUCCGGU
Hippoglossus stenolepis (Pacific halibut) is the source of this 2545-nucleotide messenger RNA. RefSeq names its product perilipin 6 (gene plin6). The transcript is spliced from 7 exons. Gene Ontology annotation, biological process: lipid storage; positive regulation of triglyceride storage. NCBI's taxonomy places the organism in Eukaryota, Metazoa, Chordata, Actinopteri, Pleuronectiformes, Pleuronectidae. Bases 27 to 1484 code for a protein of 485 amino acids. Gene Ontology annotation, cellular component: lipid droplet; cytosol. The record is from RefSeq and is a predicted model, not a curated record.